Arabidopsis arenosa is the source of this 3663-nucleotide messenger RNA. The record is from the annotation of a GenBank genome assembly. NCBI's taxonomy places the organism in Eukaryota, Viridiplantae, Streptophyta, Magnoliopsida, Brassicales, Brassicaceae.
AAAGUCUUUGUUAGGGUUCUUUAUUUUUAAAACAAACAGUAACCAGGAAAAAAAAAUCAAAUCAUCGAUACAAUCUUUGGAAUGGAUUUGAGUAUUGCUUAAUAAAGUUUUGAUCUUUUGGGGUUUGUUCUAAAAACAGAGAAUUUUGGGGAUUGUAUAUAUUGAGAGGUGAUAAUGAUACCGGAACUAGGGAGAAGACCGAUGCAUAGAGGUAACGAAGAUUCAUCUUUUGGGGAUGAUUAUGAGAAAGAGAUUGGAGUAUUACUUGGUGAGCAGCAGAGAAGGCAAGUAGAAGCUGAUGAGCUUGAGAGAGAGCUUAACUUGUAUAGAAGUGGCUCUGCCCCACCGACUGUUGAUGGUUCUGUUAGUGCUGCCGGAGGGCUUUUUAGCGGCGGAGGUGGGGCUUCUUUAUUGGAGUUUGGUGGAGGCAAUAAGGGUAAUGGGUUUGGUGGUGAUGAUGAGGAGUUUAGGAAAGAUCCGGCUUACUUGUCUUAUUACUAUGCUAAUAUGAAGUUGAAUCCGAGGUUGCCACCGCCUUUGAUGUCUAGGGAGGAUUUGAGGGUUGCUCAGAGGCUUAAAGGGAGUAGUAAUGUUUUAGGUGGUGUUGGUGAUAGGCGAAAAGUUAAUGAUAGUCGAUCUUUGUUCUCUAUGCCACCUGGUUUUGAGGCUGAGAAAACUGGUGCUUCUGCUUCUGAGUGGGAUACUAAUGGGUUGAUUGGUUUACCGGGUUUGGGGCUUGGAGGCAAGCAGAAGAGUUUUGCUGAUAUCUUUCAGGCCGAUAUGGGGCAUGGACAUCCCGUCGCUCAGCAGCCCUCACGUCCUGCAAGUCGUAAUACCUUUGAUGAAAAUGUUGACUCUAAGAAUAAUCUGUCUCCAUCUGCAUCACAAGGCAUUGGUGCACCAUCUCCAUACAGCUAUGCAGCUGUUCUGGGCUCUUCUUUGUCUAGAAAUGGAACUCCAGAUCCACAGGCCGUUGCUAGGGUGCCUAGUCCCUGUCUUACUCCCAUUGGAAGUGGGAGAGUGAGUUCAAAUGAUAAGAGGAACACAAGUAACCAAAGCCCGUUCAACGGUGUUACAUCUGGACUCAACGAGUCUUCUGAUCUUGUCAAUGCUUUAUCUGGCAUGAACCUGUCUGGCAGUGGCGGGUUAGAUGAACGUGGUCAGGCUGAGCAAGAUGUCGAAAAGGUCAGGAACUAUAUGUUUGGAAUGCAAGGUGGGCAUAACGAAGUCAAUCAACAUAGGUUCCCAAACAAAUCUGAUCAAGCCCAUAAGGCAACUGGCUCGUUGAGGGAUUCACAAUUGAGAGGGCCACAAGGAUCUGCCUAUAAUGGUGGAGUUGGAUUAGCUAAUCCUUACCAGCAUCAGGAUAGUCCAAAUUAUUGUCUCAACAAUUAUGCAUUAAAUCCAGCUGUAGCUUCUAUGAUGGCUAACCAACUUGGGAACAAUAAUUUUUCUCCAAUGUACGAUAAUGUAUCCGCAGCAUCCGCUUUGGGUUUUUCUGGAAUGGACUCCAGACUUCAUGGAGGAGGCUUUGUAUCUUCUGGUCAAAACCUCUCUGAAUCACGUAAUCUUGGCAGGUUCAGUAAUCGAAUGAUGGGAGGAGGUACUGGUCUCCAGUCACAUAUGGCAGACCCAAUGUAUCAUCAGUAUGCUGAUUCGCUUGAUCUUCUCAAUGAUCCUUCGAUGGACAGGAACUUUAUGGGUAGUUCUUACAUGAGUAUGCUUGAACUCCAGAGGGCUUUUCUCGGAGCUCAGAAAUCACAGUAUGGUCUUCCUUACAAAUCAGGGAGUCCUAACAGCCAUAGCUAUUAUGGCAGUCCAACAUUUGGGUCUAAUAUGUCAUAUCCUGGCAGCCCAUUGGCUCAUCAUGGUAUGCCAAAUUCUCUUAUGUCACCUUAUAGCCCUAUGAGACGAAGUGAAGUUAAUAUGCGAUAUCCGUCUGCAACAAGAAACUACUCGGGAGGGGUAAUGGGUUCUUGGCACAUGGAUGCUAGUUUGGAUGAAGGCUUUGGAUCUUCAAUGCUUGAAGAGUUCAAAAGUAACAAAACAAGAGGAUUCGAACUUUCUGAAAUAGCUGGCCAUGUUGUAGAGUUCAGUUCGGAUCAAUAUGGAAGCCGGUUUAUUCAGCAGAAACUGGAGACUGCAACAACGGAUGAGAAAAACAUGGUUUAUGAGGAGAUCAUGCCACAAGCUCUUGACCUGAUGACUGACGUUUUUGGAAACUAUGUGAUUCAGAAGUUCUUUGAGCAUGGACUCCCACCACAGAGGAGAGAAUUGGCAGAGAAACUCUUUGACAAUGUUUUGCCUCUUAGCUUACAGAUGUAUGGUUGUCGUGUCAUCCAGAAGGCAAUUGAGGUGGUUGAUCUAGACCAGAAAAUUAAAAUGGUGAAAGAACUUGAUGGACAUGUGAUGCGAUGUGUACGUGAUCAGAAUGGGAACCAUGUGGUUCAAAAGUGUAUCGAAUGUGUCCCUGAAGAAAACAUCGAGUUUAUUAUUUCAACUUUCUUUGGCCAUGUGGUGACCCUCUCCACUCACCCAUACGGGUGCCGUGUUAUUCAGAGAGUUUUGGAACACUGCCAUGACCCUGAUACGCAGAGUAAGGUUAUGGAAGAAAUCCUAUCCACUGUUAGUAUGCUGGCCCAAGAUCAGUAUGGAAACUAUGUUGUUCAGCAUGUACUGGAGCAUGGAAAGCCUGAUGAACGCACUGUGAUAAUCAAAGAGUUGGCGGGGAAGAUUGUUCAGAUGAGUCAGCAAAAGUUUGCAUCAAACGUUGUUGAGAAAUGUUUGACUUUUGGAGGUCCUGAGGAACGGGAAUUGCUCGUGAAUGAGAUGCUGGGAACAACUGAUGAAAACGAGCCUCUUCAGGCGAUGAUGAAGGAUCAGUUUGCAAACUAUGUAGUGCAGAAAGUUUUGGAGACAUGUGAUGACCAACAACGUGAGCUGAUCCUUACUCGCAUCAAAGUGCAUCUUAAUGCUUUAAAGAAAUACACUUAUGGAAAGCAUGUCGUUGCGCGUAUUGAAAAACUCGUUGCUGCUGGAGGUAUGUAUAUGUUCCUCGAUGAGUCUAAAGUUUGGCCUUUAUCUGCUACAAACCUCCCAAAUUGUCUUUACUGCAUUGAUUUCUAUAAAGAGGAGAAUGGCUUUGCAGUCCCUAACCCAGCCUCAGAUGGCUUAAGGCCUCAAGUAAUGUACAGCUUAACUAGGGGGGAUGGGACUGUCGUAGCGUUUUGAGAGUUAGGUAAGAUCUAAACCGGAAAAUAAUCUGUGGGGAAAUUGUGAAGGAGAGCUUUGUUUUCUCUGCAAAAUCUGUAAAAUUGUGUAGUUGCUUACGGUUUUUCUAUACAUAGAACCAAUUAUCCCUCUUUAGGCUGAUGAGUGAGAGAGAAAUAAGGCAGAGAAUGGUGUAAAGAUGGGUUGAGGAUUUUAGGGUUUCCUUCACACAAAAGAGAAUGGCUUUUUCAUUGCCAAAUGUGUAGAAGUGAGAAUAUGUUCAUGCUUUUAGGACAAUCCCAGUUUUUAGAGUUUUUUCUCCAUCUAUGUAAUUUGUUUCAUCAAACUCUUGUUUUUCUAUUUCACGAGGAACUCUUUUGUUUCUGGUAUUUUGCAAUCUUGUUGUUUAUAUCAAUCAAGUUGAUUGGUACACAAUAAACAUAUCCUAGAUGU